This is a messenger RNA of Kluyveromyces lactis, 306 nucleotides long. It is a transcript of the gene TIM13, whose product is annotated as protein translocase subunit TIM13. Bases 1 to 306 code for a protein of 101 amino acids. The record is from RefSeq and is a predicted model, not a curated record. The transcript has a single exon. NCBI's taxonomy places the organism in Eukaryota, Fungi, Ascomycota, Saccharomycetes, Saccharomycetales, Saccharomycetaceae.
AUGGCUUUAACUUCGAUCUUUGGUGGUAGCUCUUCAUCAUCUGGUACCCCAGCCACAUCCAGUCCUAGCGAUGUCAAGACCCAACUUAAAUCUCAAAUCUCUCAAGAAUUAGCCAUCGCCAAUGCUACCGAGUUAGUUAACAAAGUCACUGAGAACUGUUUUGAGAAAUGUCUGAAUGCUCCAUAUGCUGCUUCUCAAGAUAACUGCGUCGACCAAUGUUUGGCUAAAUAUAUGAGAAGUUGGAAUGCCAUUUCAAAGGCUUACAUUAACAGAAUUCAGCAAGCUUCGGUUAACGGUGAAAUCUAA